This is a messenger RNA of Ichthyophthirius multifiliis, 648 nucleotides long. Its product is annotated as Ras family protein, putative. Gene Ontology annotation, cellular component: endosome. Lineage: Eukaryota; Ciliophora; Oligohymenophorea; Hymenostomatida. Gene Ontology annotation, molecular function: GTP binding; GTPase activity. The transcript has 4 exons. The record is from RefSeq and is a predicted model, not a curated record.
AUGACAACAAAAUAAGAAAAUCAUGAUUAUUUAUAUAAAAGUAAAUAUUUUUUAAUAUAAUAAAGGAUUAUAUUAAUUCAAUAAAAAAUAUAAAAAGUAAUUUUAGUUGGAGACGCAAGGGUAGGAAAAACAAGUUUUUUAAUAAGAUAUGUAAAAGGAGUUUUACCAAAAAAUCAACUUCCAACAAUAGGAGUUGAAUAUUUAUCGAAAUCAGUACUUCUACAAGAUGGAGAAGGCAUAGUAAAAGCUUAAAUAUGGGAUACAUCUGGUUCAGAGAAAUAUAAAUCAAUAACAGCAGCACAUUAUCGAAAAAGUGUAGGCGCUUUAUUAUUUUUUGAUUUGUGUGAUUAUUAGUCAUUUUUGAAUUCAAAAAAAUGGUUAAAAGAAAUCGAAAAUCAUACCGAAGAAGGAAUUAAAAUAAUGCUUAUAGGAAAUAAAUUAGAUUUAAUUGAAGAAAAUCCAAUUAAUAGAUAAGUAAAUAAAGAAGAAGUACUAGAAUUUUGUUAAAAAAACAAUUUAAUUUAUUAGGAAACAAGUUCUUUAACAGGAUAGAAUGUUAAAGAAUCUUUCGAAUUUCUAAUAUAAUAAGAUAUAGUUUCUUAUGAUUAAUAACCUGUAAAAUAAAACUCUGGUUGUUGUAGUUGCUGA